Brachypodium distachyon (stiff brome) is the source of this 1051-nucleotide messenger RNA. RefSeq lists its product as uncharacterized. The record is from RefSeq and is a predicted model, not a curated record. Bases 258 to 866 code for a protein of 202 amino acids. The transcript has 6 exons. Lineage: Eukaryota; Viridiplantae; Streptophyta; Magnoliopsida; Poales; Poaceae.
GUAGGCAAGUUUGCACCCUCACCGUGGUCAGAAGGAUACAUACAUCCGAAACCUGAUGGUGACAUCAUGGUUAGUCUCAUGGAAUGGUGUGCUGAUGCGCCUCCACAGUACUUGAAAAUGCCAUGGGUCACCAAUGAAUUUCCUCGGUACAUCUCAAUGCCUGGCAGUGCAAAACAGAAUCAACUAAUUCGUGACGACGUCUUGACUUCGAAUUGUGCGACCUUCUUGUAAGGCGGUUAACGCAACUAGACUCCAAGAUGGGACCAACUAGUUCAAGGAUGCGUUGGCGUCAUCUCCUCGAGAGUGAUUUCUCUGUAUGUGCGAUAGCAGAAGACGACAUCACACCUCUGUUAUCAAUCCAGCAACAAUUCAUUGGCGACGACAUAACGUACAACAUGUCCUGCACUACAAUGUUCACCGUACCUUCAUUUAUUGAACAAUCCUGGUGUGCCUACAUGUUUGACAUGAAAGAAGAGAUUAUUCAUGUACUUGAUCCAUUGGGGCUGCAUCUCGAAUUAGCCGCAAUCAAAGUAUUGCAGGCUCAUUACGCUGACGUCAUUCAUGAGAAGCUCUUCCAUUGCUUCAGCAAGUAUUAUGAAAUUUGGAAUCCACAGAAGAAAGAUUGGCCUCACGUCUAUCCUGUUCUCACCAACGACAAGUUCACCAAGAAUCAGAGCGGAUUGUGCAUGCUGCAUUGUCUACGCAAUUACAAUGGGGAAGAAUUGGAGCAGCCACUGACACUGAAUGGUUAUUCAAGAUUGCAGCAUACCUUUCUUCAUGAACUGCUGACCAUGGAGAACAACAAAGCCACACUACCAAUCCACAUACUGAAGAUCAUCGACCCACCAAAUUGGAGACAAGUUUAGACGCUCAAAUGUUGCACCAAAUUGUGUCAAUCUAUAGAUAAAGCCCAGUCUUCCAUCCGUCCAAGUUGUCUGUUUUACCCGCUUCAGUUCUCUGCCUGUCUAAAUUAUAUCAGUUGAAUUCCUUUUGUUUCAGAACUUGUUAUCUGUACUAAGUACUGCCCGUAAUCUGCCCAUAAUGUGAUGUU